CUGAAAAUAAAAGAUGACAACAGCAGCAAGGCCAACUUUUGAACCUGCAAGAGGUGGGAGAGGAAAAGGAGAAGGUGACUUGAGCCAACUCUCAAAGCAGUAUUCAAGCAGAGACCUUCCCUCUCACACAAAGAUAAAAUACAGACAAACUACUCAGGAUGCCCCUGAAGAGGUUCGUAACCGUGACUUCAGGAGAGAAUUGGAAGAGAGAGAGAGAGCUGCUGCACGAGAAAAAAAUAGGGAUCGUCCAACUCGAGAACAUACAACUUCCUCUUCGGUGUCAAAGAAGCCUCGGUUAGACCAGAUUCCUGCUGCCAACCUUGAUGCAGAUGAUCCUCUAACAGACGAAGAAGAUGAAGAUUUUGAAGAAGAGAGUGAUGAUGAUGACACUGCAGCUCUUCUUGCAGAAUUGGAAAAGAUUAAAAAAGAAAGAGCUGAGGAGCAGGCCAGAAAGGAACAGGAACAAAAAGCAGAAGAAGAGAGGAUCCGUAUGGAGAACAUCCUGAGUGGAAACCCGCUCCUUAACCUCACUGGCCCAGCCCAGCCUCAGGCCAACUUCAAAGUGAAAAGAAGGUGGGAUGAUGACGUUGUCUUCAAGAACUGUGCAAAAGGUGUGGAUGACCAGAAGAAAGACAAAAGAUUUGUGAAUGACACACUGCGAUCUGAGUUUCACAAAAAGUUCAUGGAAAAGUAUAUUAAGUAGUACAGUUUUAUGUGCCUAACUAAAGACUGAAGUAGUAAGGUUCACUUGGACUUCUGUUGUUUUUUUCUUUCCCCCCGUAUAAAUCGUGUAUAGGUUCUCCUAAUUUUAAGUUGUAACUUGUCUUCCUUUAGUGAUACCGUAUUUGAUGGUGGACUUGAGAACAGGUUCCACAGUUUCCAGUCUCUGAAUGUUUCCAGUUGUAUCUUUUCUUAUUAAUACAGAAAAAGGAAUCUGCUUACAAUAAAUAUUUUAAUCUAAA
Molecule: messenger RNA, 962 nt
Organism: Castor canadensis (American beaver)
Lineage: Eukaryota; Metazoa; Chordata; Mammalia; Rodentia; Castoridae
Product: spliceosome-associated protein CWC15 homolog
Biological process (GO): mRNA cis splicing, via spliceosome
Cellular component (GO): catalytic step 2 spliceosome
Molecular function (GO): RNA binding
Source: RefSeq, a predicted model, not a curated record